Messenger RNA from Neolamprologus brichardi, 5873 nucleotides. NCBI's taxonomy places the organism in Eukaryota, Metazoa, Chordata, Actinopteri, Cichliformes, Cichlidae. The record is from RefSeq and is a predicted model, not a curated record.
GGAGCGCCCGAGCAGAGCGGUGGGGAAGCCACCAGUGGUAGAGCUGGCAAAGACGGAAAAGAGGGAAAGAUAGAGGAGAUAGACAAGAGACGGAGAGGAAACGGGAACACAGCCCGAGACAGAGCGUUUCACCUCGUUUCACCGUCCGCCACCACACGCCACUUUAACCCCUGACAGCAGCAGAAUAACUGAAGAGUGUAUGUGACUGGCCUUUUUUCCCCUUCUUCUCUUUUCUUAUUUCACAACCGAGGGCAGGGACGUUAACACAGCCGCAGUGAUCCCAUCAUCCAAACCCUUGUUGACUGCCUCGCUUGCUUUAUCCAGAGGGAUGCCCUAUUGAUUCCUACUUUCUAACAAAGCCCAUGGAUUACAGCAAGGGUGUUGAAAAGGCCUUGAUCACAGCUGCAUCACCACUAUGACAUAUUUCAAGUCAAAAAGAGCCCAAGUUGAAGACUGACUGAUUUUUUUUUUGUGGGGGACAUCCAUCUUACUUUUUUUUUUUUUUUUUAAAUUUUGAGCAUGUUUUUCUUUGAUUAAGUUGAUUUACUUGUUCGAUCAUACACAUCUCUGUAGUGCACGCCACUCUUCCUGUCACCAUGUACGGCAGUUCCCGUUCCGUCUCAAAGCUGGAUGUUGUUGGAUCCAAUGGGAACGGGUCAGCAUCUGGGAGUCCCGGUCGCUCCCCACGCCUGCCUCGCUCCCCACGUUUAGGACACCGGCGAAACAGCAGCAGCAGCUCCACUGGAGGACUUACAGGCACUGGUAAAACCUUAUCCAUGGAGAAUAUUCAGUCUAUUAAUGCUGCCUAUGCAACUGGUGCCAUGUACUUCACUGACACAGCUGAAGACCCGGUCGGCAUUGGGAGUCUGAGCAGUGGGUUGAAUCCCUCGCUGCCCAAAAGCACCAUGACCCUGGGGAGGGCUGGGGCCAGGGUCCCCUAUGGGGUCAGAGCGGCUGUAAUGGGGAGUAGUCCUAAUAUAAACUCUGGAGGAGGAGGAGGAGGUGGAAGUGGAGCACUUGUACCCAGUGAUGCAAUAGCGUUCGGUGGGGAAAUGCAAAACCAGUCUCCACAGGCGGCUACUGUGCCUCACUCUAUGAGACAGGUGAGAGAAGGUGCAAUGUCAGACCUUCAGACUCAGUUGAGAGAAGUGCUGAGGGAGAACGAACUGCUGCGCAGAGACCUAGAGGCCAAAGAGUCCAAGUUGAGUUCUUCUAUGAACUCCAUUAAGACGUUCUGGAGUCCAGAGCUGAAGAAAGAGAGAGCGCUGAGGAAGGAUGAGGCCACAAAGAUGGCUGUCUGGAAGGAACAGUACAGAGUCGUACAGGAAGAGACACAGCAUCUUCAAUGCACCAUCCAGGCUUUGCAAGAUGAGCUCAGAAUCCAGCGCGAUCUCAACCAGCUCUUCCAAUCCGAUUACUCCGGCCUCGGAAGCCAGCCCAUUUCCCCUCAAGAAAUGACAGAGGAGAACUUCUUGCGCCUCCAUGCCGAGUAUGAGAGGCAAGCCAAAGAGCUCUUCCUCCUGAGGAAGACUGUUGAAGAAAUGGAGUUGAGGAUAGACACACAGAAACACACACUAACUGCCAGGGACGAGUCAAUCAAGAAGUUACUGGAAAUGUUGCAGAGUAAAGGCCUGUCAUCUCGGGCAACCGAGGAGGAUCAUGAGCGAACGAGGCGACUCGCCGAUGCUGAGAUGACCAUCCACCAAUUGGAGGGUCUGCUUGAGCAAAAAGACAAGGAGAUGCUACAACUCAGAGAGGAGCUGCACAGGAGAUACGAAGCAGCUCCAGAAUCAACAAAGACCAAGGCCCUGCAGACAGUCAUCGAAAUGAAGGAUGCAAAAAUCAGCUCGUUGGAGCGUGGCAUGAGAGAGCUGGAAGAGGAGGUGAUGAUGCUGAAAUCCAAUGGCGCUCUGAGCAGUGAAGAGAGGGAGGAGGAGAUCAAACAGAUGGAGGUCUACAGAUCCCACUCCAAGUUCAUGAAGAACAAGAUGGAACAGGCCAAGCAAGAGCUGAGCCGUAAGGACAGCGAGCUGCUGGCUCUCAGGACCAAACUGGACACUCUGAACAAUCAGUUUUCUGACAGCAAACAACAUGUGGAUGUACUCAAAGAGUCACUAACCGCCAAGGAACAGAGAGCUGCCAUACUACAGACUGAGGUGGAUGCCUUGCGUCUCCGACUGGAGGAAAAGGAGUCGCUCCUCUCUAAAAAGAGUCAGCAGAUCUCAGAGCUGACGGAGGAGAAAAGCACUCAGCAGGGAGAGAUCACUGACCUCAAAGACAUGAUGGACGUCAAGGAACGCAAAGUUAAUGUUCUACAGAAGAAGAUAGAGAACCUCCAGGAUCAACUGAGGGAUAAAGAAAAACAGCUGAGUGGCUUGAAAGACAGAGUCAAGUCUCUGCAGACAGACACCUCAAACACAGACACUGCACUGGGAACACUGGAGGAGGCUCUGGCUGAGAAGGAGCGAAUCAUUGAGCGGUUGAAGGAGCAGCGGGAAAGGGAGGAGCGGGAAAAGGGGGAGGAAGUGGAGACCAUCAAGAAGGAGCUGAAAGAGCUGAGGGAGAAAGUCUCCCAGCUGCAGGCUGAACUGGCUGACCGUGAGACAUCAGUGUUGGAUCUCAAGGAGAAGGCUUCCUCUUUGGCCUCCUCGACUCUCAAGAAGGAGAACAGGCUGAAAAGUUUGGAAAUAAACCUGGAGCAGAAGAAAGAGGAGUGCAUCAAGCUGGAGAACCAACUAAAGAAGGCUCAGAAUGCAGCGGCAGAGUCUCAGGCCAACACUGAACUCUCUGAGCGGAUCUCCAGCCUUGAGCAGGAAGUGACCCGGUGCAAAGAGGAGGCUGGGAAGGCCCAAUCUGAGGUGGAACGACUUCUCGAGAUCCUCAGGGAGAUGGAGAAUGAAAAGAAUGACAAGGAGAAAAAGAUUCAUGAACUGGAGAGUCUUGCCUCAAGACAGAUGAAGGACCAAUCAAAGAAGGUGGCCAACCUGAAGCACAAGGAGCAGCUGGAAAAGAGCAGGAAUGCCCAGAUGAUGGAAGAGGCCAAGAAGAGAGAGGACAAUCUGAACGAAAGCUCGCUGCAGAUAAAGGACUCUCUCCGUCAGAAGGAGGAGCGCAUUGAGGAGCUGGAGGAAGCGCUGAGAGAAAGCGUUCAGAUCACAGCCGAGAGGGAGGUGGUGCUCGCCCAGGAGGAGCAGGCACGCACACAGGCCGAGAAGCAACUCUCUCACAUUCCAAUGCAUGAGUUCAUCACAAGCGGAUUUAGGUGGUCAAAGGUGGAGGACCUGCUGGUUGCUAUGGAGAAGGUGAAACAGGAACUGGAGGUGAUGAAAGCCAAGCUGUCAUCAACUCAACUCUCACUGGCUGAGAAGGAGGGUCACCUGACUUCGCUGCGGGCCGAGAGGCGGAAGCACCUGGAAGAGGUCCUGGAGAUGAAGCAAGAGGCACUCCUGGCAGCGAUAAGUGAGAAAGACGCCAAUAUCGCCUUGCUGGAACUCUCCUCGUCCAAGAAGAAGAAAACCCAGGAAGAGGUCGCAGCUCUGAAAAGGGAGAAGGAUAGUCUGGUUCAACAGCUCAAACAGCAGACGCAGAACAGGAUGAAGCUGAUGGCCGACAACUAUGAGGAUGAUCAUUUGAAGGUUUCAUCCCCAAACUCAGAGCAGCCCAACAAUCACAAACCCUCCCCAGACCAGAUUCUUUCUCCUCUCCUGGAUCUUAAUCAGAAUCGCAGUAAGCUGAAGCUGUACAUCAGUCACCUGACCUCACUGUGUCAGGAGCGAGACCCAAUCAUAUUGCAAGAUUUUGCCCCGCCCCCCGCCUAUCACCGCUCUGACUCUGCCUCCUGGCAUACGCAGCUGCACAGCAUGACGCAGGAACAGUUGGAGGCGGAGUUAGCACUGUGCGAGAGGGAGGGGGCGGAGCUCCAGGAGUACGCCAAUCAAGUCCUGCAGCAGAUCGCCGACCGAUGCCCUGACAUUUUAGAGCAAGUUGUCAACGCCUUGGAGGACAGCUGCUGACACACUAAUGCACACACACUGGCAGAAAAUGAUUUUUUUUAAAAAGCUUACAUUCAAACAUUUAGUCAUAUGUAAAGUCAGAAGGCAAACAUUUAACACAGCUUGGCCCCAUAAUUCCCCGAUGCACAAAUAAAAUUAGUGCUGCACAUGAAUAGAAAUACGUUCCCAGCCUUCACAGAAAAGUGGAACUGAGACAAAAAAAUCUAAUUAUUAUUGAAAACUGGGCUUUAGUUGCUUUAAUUUUCUGUUUAGAGCACUAUAUCAGCAUGCAAGUCAGCUAGAAAUAAUUGGUAAUCUACAUUUAUUUACAUUACUACCCCAACACAGAAAGAGCCCUCACUGCACCGGCCAUACGCGACACCUUAUAGCGAGCUUCCCAUGUCCUGGGAUUCAACGGGAGGAUUUGUAUUCGUGACUUGGGGCAAAAAGUAUUUUCAAACCUUAACAAAAAGUUGAACAUAAGCUGAGCUUGCCAGGUUCUUACACGCUGUUGCCACAUUAUUGUAUUAGUUCAGAUUCAAAAAUAUGUUUAUUUCAACUGCCUUUGGCUCUUUACAUCAUUUGCUGCUAUCUUUGUAAUUUUUAGGUUCCUUUUUUUUCCACUUUCUUUGUUUUUGUCUGAUGAAAUGUCCUAACAUGCAGUUUCUUUCAGCAGUAUUCUCUAGAUAGUUGUGUAAAUUGUAAAGGGAGCGGUUUAAUUAACACAUACACAACUUUCGUCAGGGGUAACAUGACAUUUUAAUCUAUUGUUUCCCAUUAUUGAUGAAAGGUACAAACUACAGUAAAUAACUCGCAAAACUCCCUUUAUGAAGACACACUGGCAUGGAUGGUCUGACUUUCUGUUUCACCACAGAAAAUCACACGUCUCCUUCAUUUAUGGUGCCCAUGCCAAAAUUAGGUUCAGAUAAGAAAACCCCUUUUAUGACAAUCCCUUUAGCGUUAACAUGAGGUGUCAAGUCUGAACUUUACUCAUUUACCUUUAGUGAAACGUCUUUUUUUCUUUGUUUUGGGAGGGGAGAAAAUAUAAAGUAAAUGUUAUAUAUAUUUUUUUGCUUUUGGUAAUAUAUAUUAAACACUAAUCUUGUUUAACAGAAAGUGUCGUCAUCUGUUGGUUGGUAUGCUAGCAUAUGGUAAUGCGUCAAAGUCUUCUUCUUUUUUUUCCUUGGACACUGUUAUUGAGAAUGUGUAUUGCACCUACAGAAGGCUUUGUGUCCACCGGGAAUAUUUUCUCAGACUCAGUUUCUUGUUCUUGUUGUCUACAGUGGAAAUGACACUGCAUGUCUCCCACAGCGCUGACAGCCUUAGCAUGAUUUAAACUUUUACGGCAGUGAGCACUAGAGGUUCAGAUUGUUUCAGCUUGAAGCAAAAUUUCCUUCUUUUUCCCCCAUCCCUUAUACUGUAUUGAGUGAUGAGGCCAUGACGGGAAUUGUUUAGCGCUGCUUCCUGGUAAGAAACACCUGGUGGACACAAAAUCUAAAGACACAGAUUCACAUUACGCUCUCAAAUCUGACUGGGACGCUCACGAGAAAAAAGGAAAAAACUGCUUUUGUUUGUUGGCACCUGAGCAGCGUUUUAAAAAGCUUAAAGUCACAGGGGUGCAAACGAGAAGCUUCAUUUCAAAGAUACCUGAAAUCUCACACUGGGUUGAAGGUUCCUGAGAUGUCUUUUUUUUUUGUGGUUGUGUUUUAAGAGGGGACCCCAGCAGAUCUGAGUGUGUCGUAAGUUCAGUAUUUGUUGUCUGUUUUAUACUGAUAAUGAUGUUUGUCACUGGGGGUGAUGAUGACUGGGACUCACUUUAAAUUUCUUGUGGAUUAAAAAUCAGAAUGAGAGAGAAUGUAAUAAAAUAUGGAUUUAUCUUUA